Effrenium voratum is the source of this 1839-nucleotide messenger RNA. Lineage: Eukaryota; Dinophyceae; Suessiales; Symbiodiniaceae. The record is from the annotation of a GenBank genome assembly.
AUGUUCGACUUUGACGACCUGGAGGAGAAGGAGGAGGAGAAAGAGGAAACCAAUCAGCCGAAGGAGCAGCCUCAAGAGGCUUUGGGUGCUGCGCCGGACCACCUCCCCCCACCUGUCUUUGCUCCGCCGGCCUUUGCUCCGCCGCCCUCGCUGCCGCCGGCGCCAGAGCUGCCACCGGAGCCCACCCUGCGGGACAUCGGCCGUCCUCCUGGUCUGGCGUCCCCACAGCAGGCCCUUGCGAGCCCGCCUGCGGACCCGGGCAGCCUGGAAGGAGACUUCGGCCGUCCUCCUGGCCUCCCGUCGCCGCAGCGCGGGCCAGAGGCGGUAGUGAGUCCUCCUGGCCUCCCAUCGCCGCAGCGCGGGCCAGAGGUGCCCGCAGUGGCGGAGGUCCAGGGCAGCACUCUGCUGCUGCCUCCCGGCCCUUUGGCGCGGGUCAGGCUUGAGGACUUGCAGCGUGCCAGAGGCGGCGCGCCCAUGGCGGCACAGGCGAGCGCCUUGGUCUCCAGCCAGUUCGGGUGCUUCCGGGAUGCAGGAGCUUUGGACUUUGUGGCCUUGGGAACCAAGACACGGGUCCUGCGGGUGGAGAACGCCCGGAGCUGUGCCAUGAAGCCAAACGAUCGGCACCUGCUGGUGGCCUUGGAGAAUGGAGCGCUGUCCAUGUACAGGUUGGAGUCGCAGUCCGCGACACAUUUGUGGCAGUUGGACUUCGGGGAUCUGCAGGAGGUGCAGUGGCACCCGACCAACGAAAAGGUCUUCGUCACUCUCCAGCCCGGUCGUGCCUUGCAGCAGCCCCGGAGCUUCAUCGACCAACUCCCGCCACGCGCCCGGCGAAUGGGCGGGGCGCUGCGGAAUUUCCGCCCGGCGCCGCCGGAGCAGCGGCUGCCCGGGGAGGCACAUCGCGGGGAGCUUUCGCCACCUGUGGGCAUUGGGGUGGGCCACUUGGCCCAGCUUCCGAACCGGGCUCCGCCGGGCUGCGGCGCCAAGGUGCCAGGCUACAGCUGGCACGCCCGGAAGGCCGGGAGCCAUGGCAACGUCUUUGGUGCCAACCAGGUGGUGCUUCGAGUGCCCGACAUCGAUGUCUUGGUACUUCGGGGGCUCCAGGAGAUAGGCAUGCACCCAAAUCUGCUGGCUGUGCUGGAUCUCUUCCGGGACAGUGGGGCGGUGUGGCUGGUGACCCAACUUUGCCCCGGCGGCACUUUGGCGGAGGCCGUGGCACUACGGCAGCAGUGGAGCAGCCCACAGCUGGCAAAGAGCUUCACGGGCGGCUUUGAGGUUGGCCUGGCCAUGGCCUGGACCGCCCAGCUCUUUGCGGCGCUGUCCUUCCUGCACGAGCACCGCGUCAUCCACCGCAGCGUGAAGCCGGAGAGUUGUAUCUUGGACCAGCCGCGGAUCGUGGAUUCGAACCUGGUGCUCGGGAACUUCUCCCAGAGCUCCAGGCUGUACCUGGACAACAUCAUGGUGGACCGGCCAGAGGAGCUCCUGAACGGCAGCGCCGGCUAUGUGGCGCCGGAGCUGAAGCGCCAGGCCAUGUCCAGCACCGCGGUGCCUUUGGAGAUCAAAUCCGACUGCUGGUCUGGGGGCUGUGUGCUGUACUUCAUGCUGGAAGGCAAAGCUGCCUUCAACUACUCCGAAUUCCCAAAGCGGGCGGAGAAGGGUCAGUACACCGCGCCAUUGGCGCCCAAAGAGAUCUGCAGCUUCCUGGCGACGCUGCUCCAGGUGGACUAUGUGGCCCGAGCGGAGGCCCACGAUGCGCUGCGGGAGGCCCGGCGCCUCGCGGGCGCCUGGGCAUACCGUGGUGCUGAUGCGGCUCAUGACCAGUAUAUUUGUGCAUACGUAUAG